This is a messenger RNA of Scophthalmus maximus (turbot), 3121 nucleotides long. It is a transcript of the gene il1rl1, whose product is annotated as interleukin 1 receptor-like 1. Gene Ontology annotation, molecular function: interleukin-1 receptor activity. Bases 758 to 2437 code for a protein of 559 amino acids. Gene Ontology annotation, biological process: signal transduction. The record is from RefSeq and is a predicted model, not a curated record. NCBI's taxonomy places the organism in Eukaryota, Metazoa, Chordata, Actinopteri, Pleuronectiformes, Scophthalmidae. The transcript has 13 exons.
ACCUAAAUAAAAAAACGCCCGUUCUACAGCGAACAGGCGGUUUUUUAAUCUGUCCGUGCAUCACUGUUGUCCUGAACUUGAACCGGCUGAACAGACUGUCAGGACGGUGAGAGGCCAAACAGAAAGAUUUCCAUCCAUGCAGUUCGCACAAUCGCACUUGUGGAAGACAGUCUAUGGAUAAUGAAAAGGAGAGUAUUUGACAUUGAGUCUAUUGAUAAUGAAAAGGAGAAUAUUUGACAUUGAGUCUAUGGAUAAUGAAAAGGAGAGUAUUUGACAUUGAGUCUAUGGAUAACGAAAAGGAGAGUAUUUGACAUUGAGUCUAUUGAUAAUUUAGGAGAAUAUUUGACAUUGAGAUGCACUUGAAACAAACUCACAUCCUCAGUUUGCUCAGUAUGAAGGAAUCGGACCCGGCUGCAGUGUCAACUCGCAGAGAACAACAUUGUGACGCCGACGCACAAGAGAAGGGAAGAACUUGUUUUAGUGUGUUUACUUUGCACAGGCUGGAUGACUGCAUCAGUUCCUUGGGAUUGAACAUACAGGCGACGAAGAACAUUGCUCUCUUCAGUGGAAGUUUUCGUCAGACACACUCCCUCCAAUACCGGAACGAGACUGUGUGAUGCAUUCGAUGUGGUUUCCCAUACGAGACCUAUUUUGAAAGUGUCCCGAUCGUCUCGUUCAGUGGGGCUCGUCGCUUCAGGGAGAGCAGUUGAAGGUUCCCUGCCUGGACGGGUGGCGCACAACUCUGACAAUUAACACAAUGAUGGAUGCCUCCGGACUUCUCCUCGUCAUCUUUGCGGUGAUGUCUACAUCGGAGUGUUCAGAGACAGCUGAGCCCCAGUGUAACGACUCUGACCAAUACCCGUUUUACCUUCUUGAGGGUGAAGCAUUUUAUUUUGUGCACCUCAAUCUGCCCAAGAGAAACUACUCGAAUGAGGAGGUCACGUGGCACAGAAAUAACUCCAGGAUCGAGAAUAUCUACGACGAGAAUGAGAGGAUACACUGCCACGGUGGAGCGUUGUUUUUUUUAAACCUUCUCAUCGAGGACUCUGGAUUUUACACCGCGCGGCUUAUAGACCAAUCAGGAAAGUGCAAAAACUACAAUGUGAAAAUUGAGGUCUUCGAGGCGAGUCGCCGAGGGAGCACGCCUUUGCUUUGGGGAUCGAUCGAUACCUCCAGCACCAACAAACGGAUCCCCUGUCCACAUCCUGUCGAAGACACAUGUGAAAUGUUUGGAGGAAAUUACACCUGGUACAAGGAUUUCAAUCUUCUUCAAGGUAACCAUGAAGAUAACCUGCGGAUUGACAGUGCCACCAAACAGCACGAGGGCAUCUACACCUGCAUUUGUACCUGGACACACAAUAACAAGGUGUACAACUCGUCAGGCUCCCGGGAGCUAAUAUUUAAAGAGCAGGCUGCUUACCUUGAAGUAGAAAUCCUCUCUCCCACAAACAAGGAGCAGUUUGCUGAUGAAGGCUUCCAGAUCAAGUUGAACUGCUCAGUUUUCUGUGGGAUUAAUGUGAAAACUGUCUGUGACGCUACAUGGCUCAUUAAUGGCGUCCAAGUAAACCAGAUGGAUGGAUACAAUCAAACCACCUAUGGAAUCAUGGAGGAACCUUCAAAGAAGACCAUCUCCACGGCGAUCCUGACCAUUGAAACUGUUUCUGCCAAGGACUUUCAGGCUGAAUUCAAAUGUGCUGGCAAAGGCUUGUACACAACGAACUAUGCCACUUUGAGCCUUAAGAAGAGAGCGUCAAUGAUUCGAAUGGUCAUCGCAGCAGUGUCUGUGUUGUUCAUCUGUGUCUUUGUUGCUCUGCUGGUUAAAUGCUUUGCUAUCGACCUUGCGCUCUUGUUGAGACCCUACUUGCCUCUGAGGAGUCACAGAGAAGAUACGAGGUCGUACGACGCUUACGUGGUCUACGAGACGCAGAGCAUGGACGUGGUCGCCGAGGAAACACUCUGUCGGUUUGUCACACAGACGCUACCCUCUGUCCUCGAAGAGAAGUGUGGAUAUCGACUCUUCAUCCACGGGAGGGAUGACAUCCCUGGGGAAGACCGUGUGGCGCUGGUGGAGGACAGCAUGACCCAGAGCAGGAGACUGUUGGUGAUCCUCACACUGGGCUCAGGGUCUGAGGUCGCAGACCAACAUCCCUCGCUCCACGACUCGGUCACAGGAGGGUUUGACUGGCAGGUGGGGCUGCACCAUGCUCUGGUCCAGAGGGAGAUGAGUGUGAUUCUGAUCCAGCUUGGCGAAACUGGACCCCAAGGAUACAAACACCUUCCCAUCGGCUUGCAGCAUUUGAUCCGCAAGAGCGCCCCCUUGAGGUGGCCCGAGUCUUCGCGGGACGCUGCUGCUUGUAACUCUCGCUUCUGGAAGAGAGUGCGAUACCUGAUGCCCGCCGUACCUGCCAAAAAAUGCCAAAAAGCCUCUGUCAUUUGAAAACUCUGAUGGAGAGUCUCAGACCUGUAACAACAACAGAAAAUAAAUGAAUUCUCUUUCUGGAAUUCCAAAUUCACAUCCUUCUGUCAGAUGAGGACUCUGGGAUUUUCACAUUUGCCACAUAUUGUGUUUGCGAGCAUCUUAUGGAAGUUGGAAGCUGAAUGUUUUGAUCUUUAGGUUGUUUCAAAUGGCAUAGUAUCAUAUUAUCUACUUCUGGCAACUGUUGAAUAAUACUAUUUAAACUAUCCUUCUUCCUUUAGGUUGAGUUGUGCCCUGAUUUCUUGAGAGGAUUUGAAUGUUUUGUCAUAGGAGUUAUUUCGUUUGUUUGGUUGUAUUUACUGUUUUGUUGUGAACUUUUAUUUUGAAUACGCAUGUCUCAUAGGUGCAUGGAUCUGUCGGAGGCUACAGAUUCAUAUCAAGUCCCCGUUGUGUGGGGGACUUAACUAAAUGCGCACCCACCUUUGAUGAUUAGUUUUGCACACCGUAAAUAAAAAACGGUGACUGCUGCUGAUAUAUGAAUGUCCGGUUUAACCCAAUGUAGUCAUUUUUAUAAAAACAAUGAGAUGUCCUAAAGAAAACAGAGAUAUUUUAGCCUUUUUGUGUUAUUUAUCUCUGUCUAAGAGGAACCUGGAGAUUUCUGCUUCUGAUCUGUAAUUAAAAUGACACAAAUUUUACAGAAAUUGU